Molecule: messenger RNA, 2661 nt
Organism: Acaulospora morrowiae
Lineage: Eukaryota; Fungi; Glomeromycota; Glomeromycetes; Diversisporales; Acaulosporaceae
Source: the annotation of a GenBank genome assembly
AUGGAACCUUAUUAUAGAAGCAUAAAAACCGAAGAAAUCGUGUUACUAGCAAAUUUACAUGGUGACGCAUUAGAGUAUAAGGAGCAUAUUAAAUGGUUAGAUCAGAUUGCAUCCAGAUUUUUGGUCUUUAUUAUGCCAAACGCUAGAGAGCAAGAGUGGAAAGAAUUAAGCGAUAUUUUAGAUCCGGAAAAAUUAGUCUACUUAAGUGUAGAUCAUCAAUACAGCGAAGAUAAUGAAGGCAUUGAAACUCAGAAUUUGUCAAAGGAUGACACGUUAGAAAUAGUGCGAGCUAAAUUUAAAGAAGCACUAGAAUCAAAUCUUUUAGAUAUUGAUAUCAGUAAGAUCACAUGUGAAAAACCAUUAAAAUUAGCGGAGAAGGCCUUGGCACAUUUGGAGCGAGAUCUUAGUGAAAUUUCGGGAAAAGAAUCAUUAGAAGUCAGAAAAGAACUCUUAAUAUCUAAGGGACAUCUUAUUCGUGAAAUGGAUCUAAUAUAUGGCAAUAGGAAUAAGAUAAAAACACUUAGAGAUAAAGUUAAUGUUCUUUUAGAAAGAUUUGAUGACGUAAGUUUAGGCUUGGAGCAUUUCUUUCGUGAACUUGGAAAUUUUUACGAAAUCUCUUUUGAUAAUUCAUAUAAUGCCGCAUCGCGAUUACCAAAGUCCUGUGCAGAGUUGUUCGUUGAUAAUCACGCAAUUGAAUUGAUUAACGGCGAAGCUGAUGAAAUGCAAAGUGGUUGGCUAUCAGCGAUUUUUAAAGAGAUCGAUGCAUUAUUCCCUAAUUUACGUAUUUUUGUUGUAUCAAUACUCGGUAUGCAAUCAUCGGGAAAGUCUACCCUUUUGAAUGCCCUUUUUGCCUGCAGAUUUGCAGUAUCUGCAGGUCGUUGCACUCGAGGCCUUUUUAUGAGGUUGCUAUUUUUAGAUAAAAAACUGCGCGAUAAAAACAAUGUGGAUGCGAUUCUUCUUAUCGACACAGAAGGUCUUGGUGCUCCCGAAAAGAUGAAUGAUAAAUAUGCAGCGCAGAAAGACCGGCAACUGUCAACAUAUGUAAUGGGUAUUAGUAAUUUGACAUUUAUUAACCAUAUGGGAGAAUCCAUGAAUGACCUAACCGAGAUCUUACAGAUUGCAAUUGUUGCAAUGGCACGUUUAGAAAAGAAUAAUAUUGCACCUGAUAUCUUUAUGAUACAACAUCUUACUGAAAGUAAUAUGAGAAAUACAGUCUCGGGACAGACUCGAUUCUGUGAAGCUCUCCGAAAAGCUAUAGAAAUUACAAACAUUAAAGAUUCUGAGAUAGGAAUUACAAAUUCGGAAUGCCUAAAAGAAAUAGAUAGGAGAAUUCAAAUGGGAGAUUUUAUCAAACAUUUUCGUCCCUUCAAAGAUGGCCCAAGUCCUUACGCUCCUCCGUCAGAACAAUACCAUGAAGACGUGGUCGAUUUGUAUAAAGAUAUACUUGAUGCAUGUGGACGCUCGCACAAUAAAAUGACGUUUAAGAAAUGGUAUACACUCGCUAAAAGUUAUUGGGAGUGUGUUAAAAAUGAAAACUUUGUUACUCAGUUUAAAAAUAUUAUGGAAAUGUAUGACUUUAUUGAGUUAAGUGAAAAAAUUGAACAAGUAAAGGAGGCUGUUGAUGCAGAUUUUCGAGCACAUGCUAAGAAAUGUGAAAAUGAUAUCCGAAACAAAUUUUUAUUCUUAUCUCGGCAAAAUAGAUCUGAUAGAUUGCAAGCUAUAGAGUGUAACGUACGUGAAGAAUGUAAAGAUAUGAUCAUGGAUCAAUUAGAAAUGGCAAUGAAAAUUUCAAAUGACGAAACUUGUAAGGAAUGCAAAAAUGUAGUAAAUAGGCGAGAGCAACUCGAUGAAUAUUUACAAGAUAAAGAAUAUAUAGAAGACAAAGCACGUGAAAUUUUGGAUACUAUUAAGGAGCAUAUUGAUAGUACACACAAAGGUACAGAAACACAUCUCAUUCAGAUUAUUGACGCAAAAAUCAUUGAAACAGGUUGCAACACAGAAUUUAUGGAUGAAAUUACAAAAAGUCUAGAAAAAAAAUCAAAGGAGAGGCCAUCUGGAAAGUAUAACGAAGAAGAAUGUCAAAACUUUUUUGAAGAAAUUUGGAAGAAUUUAGAAAAAAUCGCAAAUGACAAGAAUAAAAUACUGCCAGUUGAAGAACGAAUUCUAAAUGAAGUAGAAAAGGUAUACGGAAAUCUAUCAACUGUUCGCGAUCAAUUUCGUAAUUUUAUUACAAACAAUAUGGACCAAAGAAGCACGGAUAAUACAUCGUCAAUUAUUAAAGGAAUAUUUUCUAAUAUUUUUCUACACAAAGUACAGAAACAAAAGGAAAUAGAAGAAAUGUUGAAAGAGGAGUUCAAUGGAUUGGCUGAUAAAAUAAUGAGAAUGAAAAUCACAGAUCGCUUUGAAAGUGGGAUGAUAAAUGAAUUUAGAAUCCACGUGGACGCGCUAAUUAGAAAGUUAGAAGACCAACAUGCUCUGGUCAAGUAUGAAGAUAAAAAAACCAAAUGGUAUUUACAUGUUGAAACUUUGAAAAUUUUUUAUAAUAAAAUUGCAAUAGCUCAAUAUAAGUGGGAUGAAAAAAACAACCCACUUAGGAUACUUCAAAAACGGAAAGCUGAUUAUAAAACUUUCAUCAUCGGACGACUUCAAAAAGAUUUUUAG